This is a messenger RNA of Cannabis sativa, 545 nucleotides long. RefSeq lists its product as uncharacterized. The coding region runs from base 149 to 358 and encodes 69 amino acids. The transcript has a single exon. The record is from RefSeq and is a predicted model, not a curated record. NCBI's taxonomy places the organism in Eukaryota, Viridiplantae, Streptophyta, Magnoliopsida, Rosales, Cannabaceae.
UAUACAUAUAUACAUUCAUGUAAACUCCCCUAUAUAUACACCAAAACUUAAACAUCCCCACCAACCAAAUUAAGUACUACUCAUCAUUCUAUAUAUAUAGUUCUCUAUUAAUUUCUUCACAACUUCACUAUAUAUAUAAUAAAUAAUUAUGUCAGACUGGGGCCCAGUGUUCGUGGCAGUGGUGCUGUUCGUGCUGUUAACCCCAGGACUGCUAUUCCAAGUUCCAGGGCGCCAUGGGUGUGUGGAGUUCGGCAACUUCCAGACCAGUGGAGCUUCCAUUCUCAUUCAUUCUCUUCUUUACUUCGCUCUCGUUUGCAUCUUCUUUCUCGCUGUCAAACUUCAUCUCUACAUCAGCUAGUACUCUCUUACAUUUAUAUAUUAAUUGUACUAGCAGCUAGUACUACUACAGUAGUUCCAUUAUUCCAACUGUUUUUGUAACCAUACCAUAAUAAAUGUUGAAAAUGGCUUAUUAAGAAUUAGUCCAACAUGAGAUUAAUUCUAAGCUCUUUUCAUACUAGAUUAUUGGCUUUUGUUUCGUUUCUUCA